This is a messenger RNA of Ctenocephalides felis (cat flea), 2704 nucleotides long. Its product is annotated as atrophin-1-like. The coding region runs from base 140 to 2704 and encodes 854 amino acids. Lineage: Eukaryota; Metazoa; Arthropoda; Insecta; Siphonaptera; Pulicidae. Gene Ontology annotation, molecular function: chitin binding. Gene Ontology annotation, cellular component: extracellular region. The record is from RefSeq and is a predicted model, not a curated record. The transcript has 4 exons.
AAGUAGUGCUUAUAGAAUCUUAAUUAAUUUAAAUAACUAAUUUUAUUUAUUUAGAAUUAAAAUAAUUUUCGUGUGAAGUUUAUUUAUGAGUUAGUGUUUUUUGUGUGUAAAGUGCAAAAAAUAUGUGAAUAUAAUAAAAAUGUCGUGUACAACGAAAAUACUCCUUUUGUGUCUACUGGGACCUGUGUUAGUACAAUCUGAUCAAGAUGCCACUUCUAGAUUUAUGGGAUCUGCCAGAAGCGCAAAGUUAAUGCCGGCAUAUCAAGCGGAAUCAAAUUUACAAAAUAUUGACAAAGAGGUGUACAUUGGAGAUGAAUGUCCACCAGGUGCUACUGGACAAUUCGUGUAUGCAUAUGAUUGCAGACAAUUUUUGAACUGUUGGAAUGGUAGAGGUUACAUCCAACCGUGUGCACUGGGUACAUUGUUUAAUCCUGAGACCUUAGAAUGUGACCAUGCACAUAAGGUUGAUUGUUUGCACGGUGCCUUUUCAACCUCAGCUAACUUUGUGCAGCUACAAAGUACUUCACAUCAUCAAGCCCAAGCUCGAGUUGCUCCUUCUUCAUCUUCAAAAUCUACAAGUGAACCAAAAUGUCCAUCAGGCGCAUCUGGAAUAUUUCCGCAUCCUACAGAUUGCACUAAGUUUCUAAACUGCGCUAAUGGAAUCACCUACAUUCAAGAAUGCGGCCCUGGAACCGCUUUUAAUCCCUUAGUCAGCGUUUGUGAUUACCCACAAAAUGUGGGAUGCGAUAUAUCAAAACCUUCGCCUAAAUUUUCUGACACCGAACAAGCCGGUUCAAAUGGUGUUGUAAGACAUCACGUUUCGGAUAGAAGACCUGGAAGGCCUGGUAAAAACUUACAAUUUGGUCCAUCUAAUCCGCAAUUUAUAUCAUCUAAUAAAAUAGAAAAUAGUUACCAGGGUUCGACCAUCCAUAAUGCGCACGGAUAUCAGCAAGGUACACAUGGUGUACCUGCUUCGCAUUUAGUUCCUCCUCAAAAUGCACAACGAAGGCAAGAUGAAACCAACCCCCAAUAUCCAGAGUUUCAACAUUCAUCAGGUGGUUAUGAACCAAAUCCACUGGUUAGUGGAUCACAGUAUGGAAAUCAAAGGCCAUCCAAUAUUCACCAACACCAUACUCAUCACCAUGGGCAUCAUGGAUGGCAUGGCAUGCACAGACAAAACGAGUUCCAUCACAAUCACCAUCAGCAACCGAAUGUACCAAGCCAGCAAUUAGUUCCUCCGAUGCCCAAUCAAGGGGCUCACCAUGGUGUUCAUCACCACCAUCACCAUCAUAGACCAAAUACAAAUAUGCCAAGUUAUGGGCCAGAUACUAGCCCAAGCCAUCACACACCUACUUAUCACAGGCCUCAAUCGCCUUAUCCUGAACCUUCGCCAGAGAUGCAAGUUCCAGGGCAUGAUGAUAGUUUUUACGAUUCUCAAGGACAACAUUCUGAAAUCAACAAUCAAUGGAAUAUAGGACAUGGUGCACAUGGUUCAUAUCAACCUCAUCAGCACAACACACAUCCUAUAUAUGAGAGACCUAAUAUAGGCAGAGAUGAUUUCAACAGAGGCUAUCAUCCAACGCACUCUGAAACUCAUACACAUCAUGUGCAUCAAGAAGGUGAUCGAAGGUAUCAGCCUGCUGGUACUAAUACUUACUUACCACCUGAUUCCAGGCCUGAUGAUACACGACAUCGUGAACCAAGUCCUGGUCGAGUUUAUGAACCCAGUCCAAGAUUUCCACCAGAACAGUACAGACCUGAUUACAAUACAAAUAUACAUACGAGUGGUACAGACCAAGAUCAUAUAAAUCAACCACCUGCUGGUUCUCACACAUAUGUAAGACCUCAUGGAAAUAGAGAAACAAUACAUCCCAGCAUUCAACGUCAAGAUCCUCCACAGAGCACAACUGUAAAAUACUAUACUGAUCCAAUUACGACCACAACUCCGGCAACACAUUAUAUGCAUACAGUUCCAUCCAGAGUCAACGUGCAAGGUUACAGACAAAAUAAUACGAGAAUGCCUGUUGAGCCUUAUGAUCCUCACAAGCAAAUUAAUCCAGAAAUGAAAACAGCAAGCAGACCUCCUCAGGUGAACCAGAACUACAAUCCUUGGCAUCCGGGAACAGAUAUUAAACGACCAGUAUAUCAUCAUAAAGAACCAGUUUACUGUGACGAUAAUGUGACACCUCACCAUACCACAACUCCACCACCACCAGUCGCCCCAAUUCCAAUAGGCCAAGCCACACCAUCAGUUUUUAACCUGAAUUUAACAGGACCAUCAACACCACCAAGUACAAGACGACCUCAGUAUAACGCCCCAACACCUUCGUCCCAAACACAACCAUCUGUUCCACGUGGUUACGUAACAUCAGCCCAACCAGUUGCUUCGCCUCUGGUGGUUGUUGUCACACCACCAAGUGUGUAUUACACAACACCUCUGCCCAAUGUGGUUGCAAAAUCUUCCAACGUUAUGAAAAUUCCGCCAAGAAACGCCCAGAGUAACCCUUUGCGACCAGAGGUUGCAGAAACUUUGGGUAAAAUCAUAGAAAUGAUGUACUUUGGUAAGAAGUUCGAGAUGAAUGAAACAGAUACACCUAAGACUUUUGAUCUUAAUGAAGAAGUGGAACAGUUGGAACUGACGAAUAAUAAUAGGGAUUUUAAGAGGAAGCAUAAGAAAUUUCCGGAGGCUCCUUUGGAAGUGUGA